This is a messenger RNA of Chanos chanos (milkfish), 676 nucleotides long. RefSeq names its product ras-related protein Rap-2a-like. Gene Ontology annotation, cellular component: membrane. The record is from RefSeq and is a predicted model, not a curated record. The transcript has 2 exons. Bases 1 to 552 code for a protein of 183 amino acids. Lineage: Eukaryota; Metazoa; Chordata; Actinopteri; Gonorynchiformes; Chanidae. Gene Ontology annotation, biological process: Rap protein signal transduction. Gene Ontology annotation, molecular function: GTPase activity; GTP binding.
AUGCGCGAGUACAAAGUAGUGGUCCUUGGCAGUGGUGGAGUUGGGAAGUCCGCUCUUACUGUCCAGUUCGUGACCGGGACGUUUAUUGAGAAGUACGACCCAACCAUUGAGGACUUUUACCGCAAGGAGAUAGAAGUUGAUUCGUCCCCUUCUGUACUGGAGAUCCUUGACACGGCUGGAACGGAGCAGUUCGCCUCAAUGAGGGAUCUAUACAUCAAGAAUGGCCAGGGAUUCAUCUUGGUGUACAGUCUGGUAAACCAGCAGAGCUUCCAAGAUAUCAAGCCGAUGAGAGAUCAAAUAAUCAGAGUUAAAAGGUACGAAAGGGUCCCAGUAAUCCUGGUGGGUAACAAGGUGGACCUGGACAACGAGAGAGAGGUAUCAUCGAGCGAGGGUCAAGCCCUCGCUGAGGAAUGGGGCUGUCCCUUCAUGGAAACGUCUGCCAAGAGUAAAACCAUGGUCGACGAACUGUUCUCCGAGAUUGUGAGGCAGAUGGACUACGCCUCACAGCCGGACAAGGAGGAUCCCUGCUGCUCCGCUUGCAAUAUACAAUAGUCCACAGGAAUCAGGAAUAAGCAGUCAAGGUCAGAGGUCAUUAGGGAGUCGUCUUGGAUGGCGUUUGGAAUGCGUAGCUCAUGAAAAUGAUGAUACAGAGCACUUCACACAUGAAUCAUUUUGG